UCAAACCAAGUGCAUCCCCCGCCAUAGCCGCCAUAGCUUCCCUACUGCCUGCUAUUGCUUCCCUGCCUCACUCUCACUCACUGAAUCAACAAGCCAAACGGCGUGGUGCACUGUUGUUCGGACCGUCAGAGCGGCUCGUUAACCCGACCCUUCCAGCUCGGGCUCGUUAACUGUCUGCUCCUAGUCAUCGCACAGCCUGAAAUCACCCCUGUACCUUGACAAUAUUCCGCCGAUGGCUCAGUCAGUCGCCGCCAUGGCCUCGCUUUGCGCAGCGCCAUCCACGGCCCUCCCCCGUGCCGGCACCAUCUCGCAAGCGCGCCGCCACACUGAGAGGGCACCCUUCUCGUUCCACAUCCGUGCCUCCACCAACCCUUCGUCGUCGUCCUCCUCCUCUUCCUCUGCUGCCUCCCACCCACUCGCUCGUUCUCUCACAGCAGCCGCUGCUGCGGCUCUCGUGCUGCUGCCUACCGCGUCCCUCGUGCUGUCAGAGCCUGCUCUCGCAUUGAGUGAGAGGGAGCGGUACGAGCAGCUGGACAACAACUUCAUGCAGUCGCCCAUUCUGAAGCAGCUGCUCAAGCAGAGCGAGGAGAACCGCGCCAAGAACCGGCAAGAGAUCGAGGACAAGUACUGCCUGCGCGGAGCUGAGUGGGGCGUGGGCGACUGUGCAGUGGGUGAGGAGAUGUCAGCAGAUGAGAAGAAGGACUACCUGGAGGCGUUGAGGGAAAUAGUGGGCAAGCAGGCAGCAGAGAACCAAGCAGAGAGGCAGGCAGCAGAGGAGUGACUUGAGUGAUGUUGUCAACAGGGUAUCUUUAUAUCUACAACCAAGUUAUACAAGGGGUCUUCUGAUUCAUCGUGGUGUGUAGUACUGUGGUAUAUUGGAGCUUGUUUGCUGUGGCACAGGUAUGUAUGUACGGUAGCUCGCAUUGACUAGCUCAUGUCUGGUCAUUCUCCAAUUUUGGU
This is a messenger RNA of Closterium sp. NIES-67, 960 nucleotides long. The record is from the annotation of a GenBank genome assembly. Lineage: Eukaryota; Viridiplantae; Streptophyta; Zygnematophyceae; Desmidiales; Closteriaceae.